Messenger RNA from Ilex paraguariensis (yerba mate), 1752 nucleotides. The record is from the annotation of a GenBank genome assembly. Lineage: Eukaryota; Viridiplantae; Streptophyta; Magnoliopsida; Aquifoliales; Aquifoliaceae.
AUGUUAUUUGGCAGAAGCAGUAAAAGAGUGUCUUGUAUCUGUAAAAUGAUUUCCCAACUGAACCACCUUUUUCUCUCUCCUGCUGUUUACGGAAAACCCAGUACCAUAAUGAGCCCAUCUUCCUCGUCCAUGAGAAUUCAAGGUUUUCGCUGUCAUAGUACCGAAUUAACUCGGUCAUCCAUUCCUCUUGCUGCUAAUCGAAUUUCAAGGGUUGCAAGAACCGAUGCCCAGGUUGCACUAUUUGAUUAUUUGCAUUGUACUAGAGGCUUCCAUUUCACGGAUGCAGAGCAUAUUAGCAAGAACUCCCCCCAUUUCCUUCAGAAUUUACUUUCCAAGGUUGAGAACGAGCAAGACAUGUCAAGGGCUCUGUCUAAGUUUUUUAGAUAUCAUCCAAUUAAUGAGUUUGAACCAUUCUUGGAGAGUUUGGGUCUGAACCCAGCUGAACUCACAUCUCUUCUUCCACGGAAUCUGAUAUUCUUGAGUGAUGAUCAUGGCUUGCUUGAUAACUAUCAUGUUCUCUGUGAUUAUGGUAUUCCCCGUAGCAAAAUUGGUAAGAUCUUUAAGGAAGCAAAUGAGAUAUUUAGCUACGACUAUGGAGUCUUGGCUAUGAAACUCAAGGCUUAUGAAGAACUAGGCUUGGGUCGACCCACAGUUAUUAAGCUGGCGAGUUGCUGCCCUCUGCUCUUGAUAGGUGGUGUGAACAAUGAAUUUGCUGUGGUUCUUGAAAAGUUGAAGGGAUUAGGCUUUGGAAAUGAUUGGAUCGGAGGGUAUUUAUCAGACAAAAGGACCUAUGAUUGGAACAGAAUGCUUGACACAAUUAGUUUUCUUAGUGGUGUAGGUUAUAGUGAAACACAGAUGGUGAUUUUGUUUAAGACAAAUCCCCCAUUAUUGUUUGAAGGUUCCGGGAAACGGAUCUAUGUAUUGGUUGGCCUAUUACUCAAAUUGGGUUUUAAAAUGAAUGAGGUUUAUUCCUUGUUCAUAGGAAGUCCACAAAUUUUAUCACCGAAGUGUGCAAAAAAUCUUUUGAAGGGAGUGUAUUUCCUGUUUGAAAUAGGAAUGGAAACAGAAGACAUUGCAGAGAUUGUUUCUACCCAUUUGCUACUUCUGAGCUCUCAUUCUCUUAAAGGACCGAUAACUGUCUUGAGAAAUUUUAAAGGUGAUAGAUACAGUUUAAGUGAAAUUAUAAAGGAAGACCCUUUGAAGCUGCUCAGCUUGGCUUCAAAGUCAAAUGUUAAUGCCGUUGAACAGCUAGCUUUCCAUAAUCCAGCUAAUUAUUCGAAGAAAACCACCUUCUUGUUGAGAUUAGGUUAUAUUGAAAACUCAGACGAAAUGGCUAAAGCUUUGAAACAGUUCCGGGGCAGAGGGGAUCAAUUACAGGAGAGGUUUGAUUGCUUGGUACAAGCUGGUUUGGACUGCAAUGUUGUAUCUAAUAUGAUAAAACAAGCUCCAUCAGUGCUAAACCAGACCACAGAAGUGCUCAAGAAGAAGAUCCAUAUUUUGAAAACGUGUUUAGGUUACCCAGUGGAAUCCAUCAUAGCAUUUCCGUCAUACUUAUGCUACGAUAUAGGGAGAAUCAAUCUCAGAUUUGCAAUGUAUGAAUGGCUAAGGAAGAGAGCUGCAGCAAAGCCCAUGCUAUCAGUGAGUACACUCUUGGCAUGUUCAGAUACAAGAUUUGUGAAAUAUCUUGUCAAUAUACAUCCAAAAGGUCCAGCCAAAUGGGAAAGUUUAAAAAAGUCCGUACCUUCUAGCUAA